Fusarium redolens is the source of this 720-nucleotide messenger RNA. RefSeq names its product class I glutamine amidotransferase-like protein. NCBI's taxonomy places the organism in Eukaryota, Fungi, Ascomycota, Sordariomycetes, Hypocreales, Nectriaceae. The record is from RefSeq and is a predicted model, not a curated record. Bases 1 to 720 code for a protein of 239 amino acids. The transcript has a single exon.
AUGGCUACCGUUCAGUUCGGCAUUCUGGCCUAUGCAUACCAAGUAAUCGAUGCCAGCGGACCAAUGGAUCUUCUCAAUUCGGCCAACAAGUCGGCCUUCCUUAUCAAUCGAGAGUACGGACCUGUGAGCGAUGAUCUCAUUUUACAGGCACCACAAUUCACGUUCCACCAUAUCGGUGUUACCAGAGAUCCUGUUAAGCUUGGCACUGGCCAGAUGACUAUCAUCCCUACAACCACAGUAGAUGACUGCCCUGAGCUUGACAUCUUGCUUGUUCCAGGACCUUACCUCGGCAACUUCGAUCUACACCCCAAGCAUGCCGACUUCAUACGGAAACAUGUCGCUGCCGGCAAGUUGCUCUUUACCAGCUGCACUGGGGCUAGCCUUGUCGCAUCGACAGGUGUGUUGAACGGAAGAACGGCUACCGUCAAUAACAUCGAAUUUGAUUGGGUUCGAAAUCGCUGGCCGCAGGUCAAUUGGACACGAGAGAAGAAAUGGAUUAUUGACGGGAAUAUUUGGACGGGAUCUGGCGCUGUUGCUGCUAUGGAUAUGGUGGCCUAUUGGCUCAAGGAGAAUUAUGGCCUGCCUGUACUUAUUCAGGCUGCCUCUACAUUGGACUAUGAGCCUCGAGACGUGGAUGGCAUGCUCAAUGUUUUGCCUCAGAGAUAUGAUUCGAAGGGAGAAAAGACCUCUACUCACGUUUUUAAGUAUUAUGAUUCUUAG